CCUCAGAGCCACAGUCCCAUAAUCAACACCGCACAGACAGCUCGCGCGGGGCCGUGCACGCGCUAGACAUUGAUAAGAAAACUGCAAGACCAAGAGUUUUAAUUUAACUUCCAUUAAUGUCGCUUUCAUUAGGGGCAAUGCGAAGACGAAGGGACCCUCGUGAAUUACACAUGGAACAGCUUGGAUUUGAAAGCCUUUUUUAUAUAUAACUUUUUUAAUAACCUACUUAAUCAACGGUGUUAAUUGUGGUAAUUUUAAACCAAACAAAGGGGCCGCACGCGCACCACUUUAAAUACGUUUUUUUUAUUAAUAAAAAGUCCUGUCUGACUGCUAUUUUUUUAAUAAUUGAAUUACUUUUUUUAUUGCCAUGACUGAACAGAUAUUUUAGAUGACAGUUUUCUCAGAUAAUAAUAAGAGGCGUCGUUAUUGGAAUGGAGCAUGUAAAUGAAUGAUUAAAUAUAACCGCCAGCUGAGGAAUCCGGGAUUUUGGUGUUUCGCCUGGAAAAAAAACCCCUCUUCACUUUAAUCCGCAAACUGCAUUUCAAAGGACUUCAAAUGGGCCACUUGCUCCUCAGAAAAGAGACUCAUUCUGCCGUGGAGGGCAAUUUGAAUGUUUGCGCACUGAGAGGAAUGUCGAGCCUGCAGAGCCGCUGAGGGACUUAAACUGCUGCUUAAUUAACCCGAUAUUUGCUUACGAGUCAGAGCCCAGUGCUGAGCGUCUCGUGAGCGUCUCUCUAAAUGCGCGCUGUCCCGUGGAGCCCCGCAGCGGCACGGCAGCAAGAUGAGAUCGCGGAUCCCGCUACUUCUCGCGGUACUUGCGGCGGCGUGUCUGCGGUUUGGCAGUGCGGAGGCCGAUCCUCUCCCGGCUGCUGUGGUUGAGUUGGUGAAGGGUGGAUCUGUGUCUUCUAUUCAGGACUUGCAGUUUCUACUGUUUUCUGAAUCCAUAGAGGUUGAGCCAGACAGUCACCAUGAAAACGACACCAGCAACCGUCUGCCACGCAGUCUUCUGGAUGCUCAGCCCGCUCAGCAAGCCAUCUGUAAGGUCAGGACCGAGGUCAUCGAGGUCACACGCUCCAUGUUGGACCGUAGCAAUGCAAAUUUCCUGUUGUGGCCUCCGUGCGUGGAGGUGCAGAGAUGCUCGGGCUGCUGUAACACCAAGAGCCUGCAAUGUGUUCCUGUACUUACACACACACGAUACCUACAGGUGAUGAAGAUACAGUACGUGAACAAGCGGCCGCUCUACGAUAAGGCCGUCGUCUCCGUCCUCGACCAUGUAGAGUGCCGCUGUCAGCCGGCUCCUCGGCCUGCCCAGCGCCGGAAAUCAUCCGGCCAAAAACAGGACGCACGGGAACGUUUGGGAAAAACUCGACCCAAAGACGAGCUCCAUCGCAGUGAUGAACUCAAACAUAACCAGAGGUUAAGCCUGGAGGACCUGCUAAGCCACAGUUGGCUCCCUAAAGAGAGAUUCUCUGAAUCAGGAGCAUCAGACACUUUCCAUUUCGGCCGUGACGGCUGGGCUCGGAACGAGACGCAGUACGGAGGGGGUAAAAGUAAUCACCGUCACCCUGCGGACGGAAGGAGACACGGCAACACGAACGGCACAUCAUCAGCACAGGGAACAACGGCUCCACUGCCCAAUCAUACCGAGCAGGAAGAAACUGAUUCGUCACAGCACAACACUACGCAAUUUGAAUCACAGCGUCAUGCCAACCAAAGUACAACCAAUCAGACAUCUGAAUAUAACAUGGGGCCAUUAGAAUUAACCAAUCAGACUUUUAAUCACCAGUCAAACCUCACGCAAGAAAUAGAACAAUUGCGAACAACCAAUCAGACAGAACAACUUGCUUUCAGUGCCACAGGAACAGCCAGUCAGAAUUUGGGAGAUGUAAAGGAGAAUGGUCCGAAUGUGAGAGGUGAGACGACAGACGUAGAGGCGAAGGAGGUGGAGCGAGAGCAGAGACAAAUGGACAGAAAGGCCAAGGAGGAGGAGCACAAACUCCUAGAUGAGCAGAAACAUAAACAUCACCUCAAAGUACAGCAGACGAAUAUACAGCCGGACGAGAAACUACAGCAACUGCAUCAUAAACAACAACACACUCAUACAACUACACAGCGGACAGGAACCAUAUCCCCUCCUCUGCAACAUCUCCCUCCACACAAACCUCACAGGCCACCUCCUCACCCCCCGAAAAGGAGGAGAAAGCAACGUAAUCGUAUCAGCAAAUCUGCCAUGAGAGCUCUUCUCAUGUAACACAAAUAUACAGAUAGAUGGAUGCAAUUUCACCCAAUAAAAUUCUUAUUUAUGUGUGUCCCGGGACAUUAAGAGUUGCGGCACUAAUCACCUCUCUCAACCUGGUGUUGAGAGAAGGACUCUGCUCAAAGUCAUGAGGAAAGGGACAAUCCUGACACAAAGGAGGCUCGCAGGAUUGUUGUAGCUCCAAAAAUUCUAGAAGUGGGACUCGAGAACUGUGUAAACCAGGAAGUUCAGAACCUCAGAAGCAUGAAACAUCUUUUGAACAUUGGUGAGAAACUGAUUAAUAGUAUGACACUGGGUCAAUAUGCAGUGGUAAACAGCCUGUUCAACACAUAACUAGUAGAAGGUGGAAGAGAAUGGCUUGAAACACUAUAUUUCCCAUGAUCACUUAUACCUUAAGAGACCUGUGCUACAUAUCACCUUUCUUUUUGAAUCAAAGCCCAAAAAAAAAAGUGGUUGCCAUUUUCUGCCAUGCUGUGGAAUCAGUGCUGAAAUCGAGUCUUGGAUGAAGCAGCUGAUCAACGAAUCAUAGUUUCUUUUUUCCACUGUCCAGUAUUAUCAAUAAAAAAAUCGAAUAAAAAAAGCACAUUUUUUCCAGGGAUGCACACAAAGCAUGUUAUAGUAUGCCAUAUUUCAAACUAAGUGCUUUUACCUAAAACAUGCAGAGACAACUUUGUAUUUUAAUAUAUUACCAGUCAAGUUGUUUGCAGUAUCAUUUGUUAUUAUUUAAGCGAUGAAAAUAACACUGGAAAUUCACACACGAUAGAGCAAGGGAAUGCAUUUCUGUCUCAAUUAAUUCCUCAUACCUCUAAGAGUGUAAAGGUGCUACAUUAUAACACAAAGCAGUUAGAGUUUUAUUCAUUAAUAUUAUUUAUUCUUUUUGUAAAUCUGUUCUGUUCACAGCAGGCCCAGUGUUUCAUAGUCUUACAAAACCAGAAACCCAAAAUGUGGAUUAUUUUUUAGUAUGUUCAUGUACAGAUGGUCUGUUUUGGAUAUUUACUAAACCUUUGCAGAUUGUGCAGAAUUUGCACUCUUUUUAUAUUAAGAAUAAAAUUUUAACACUAACCAUUAAAGUGUAAGCCAUGGUCUCA
This is a messenger RNA of Pimephales promelas (fathead minnow), 3345 nucleotides long. RefSeq names its product platelet derived growth factor subunit Bb (gene pdgfbb). Gene Ontology annotation, molecular function: growth factor activity; platelet-derived growth factor receptor binding. The record is from RefSeq and is a predicted model, not a curated record. Gene Ontology annotation, biological process: positive regulation of cell population proliferation; platelet-derived growth factor receptor signaling pathway; positive regulation of MAP kinase activity. Gene Ontology annotation, cellular component: membrane. NCBI's taxonomy places the organism in Eukaryota, Metazoa, Chordata, Actinopteri, Cypriniformes, Leuciscidae.